Hippopotamus amphibius kiboko is the source of this 1013-nucleotide messenger RNA. Its product is annotated as spindlin-2. The transcript has 2 exons. The record is from RefSeq and is a predicted model, not a curated record. Bases 67 to 843 code for a protein of 258 amino acids. Lineage: Eukaryota; Metazoa; Chordata; Mammalia; Artiodactyla; Hippopotamidae. Gene Ontology annotation, biological process: gamete generation; regulation of DNA-templated transcription. Gene Ontology annotation, cellular component: nucleoplasm; cytosol.
GGGGGGAGUGCAAUGGGCAAUAGCAAAGGGGAGUAAGCGUUAGGAACCAGGCAAGUCAUUGAAGACAUGAAAACCCCCAACUCGCAGGAGGCUGAAGGGCAACAAACCAGGGCAGUUGCAGGACGGGCCACUGGGUCUACAAACAUGACGAAGAAAAAAGCCUCCCAAAAGAAGCAGAGAGGCAGACCUUCGUCCCAGCUCCGCAGGAACAUCGUGGGCUGCAGAAUUUCACACGGUUGGAAGGAAGGCGAUGAGCCCAUCACCCAGUGGAAAGGAACCGUUCUGGAUCAGGUGCCUAUAAAUCCUUCUCUUUAUCUGGUGAAAUAUGAUGGAAUUGACUGUGUCUAUGGACUGGAACUUCACAGAGAUGAAAGAGUUUUGUCUCUUAAAAUUCUUUCCGACAGGGUGGCAUCAUCUCAAGUCAGUGAUGCAAACCUUGCAAAUACCAUAAUUGGUAAAGCUGUGGAACAUAUGUUUGAGGGUGAGCAUGGUUCUAAGGAUGAAUGGAGAGGAAUGGUCUUAGCCCAAGCACCCAUCAUGAAAGCCUGGUUUUAUAUUACCUAUGAGAAAGAUCCUGUCUUGUACAUGUACCAGCUUCUAGAUGAUUACAAAGAAGGAGACCUCCGUAUCAUGCCAGAGUCCAAUGAGUCUCCUCCAGCAGAGAGGGAGCCAGGAGGAGUUGUAGAUGGCCUGAUAGGUAAACACGUGGAAUAUACCAAAGAAGAUGGCUCCAAACGGAUCGGCAUGGUCAUUCACCAAGUGGAAGCCAAACCCUCUGUGUAUUUCAUCAAGUUUGAUGAUGAUUUCCAUAUCUAUGUCUAUGAUUUGGUAAAAAAGUCUUAACUGUUAGGGUAAACUUUGCCACAUUUGUGAAAACAAAUGUGUACUUUGUAGACAUGCAAAAUAAUGUUACUUUUCAGUGUAUCGAAAGCUUUAGGGUCCCUGUUGAUUCAGCAUCUUUGCCAGCAUAACUGUUGUUUUGUCCUGAAAAAUACAAAUUUAUGUGGCCGUGA